Messenger RNA from Amoebophrya sp. A25, 5659 nucleotides. NCBI's taxonomy places the organism in Eukaryota, Dinophyceae, Syndiniales, Amoebophryaceae. The record is from the annotation of a GenBank genome assembly.
CAGAUAGAAUCUUUCAAUUAUUGAUCGCAGAACUAUUGUUAUUCAUUGUAGUACAUAGAAAUACACAUCAUAUGAAGCUAUGGUCCUGUGGUUUCCGAGACUACUCCUUCACGACAUGCCGGCAGACGGCUGGCAUGACGACAGCGCAAGGUGAGGUGUAGGACGAUCAACGUAUCAGGCUCACGAACCGCACGAGCGUCUCGCGCCCACGCGCACGUCGUCAAAAAUUUCUUCCCGAAGAAUCAAAGCCCAACAAGAUCAUCCCCGUGCUCGAUUUCUACGUACGAACGCUCCUACGUACCUCGGCAACGCAUCAUCAACAAAACACCAACCAAAUGAACAUUCGAACAACACAGCAAGGCUAAUCAGUAGAGCAAAUUCGAACUCCUUGUGAUCAUUUUUCCUUCCGUACACCUACAACAUCAAAAUCUUCUUCCAUAACGCCAUCCUCAUAGUACUACCACUAGUAGCCGCGACAAAAUGGCAGCCGAAGAAGUUUCGGAUGACACGAAGGACCCUACGAUGGGUAACAACCCCGUUGUAGAGGAUUUUUCUAUACUGAAGCAGGCUUUGAGUAACGUCAAAACGGUUUUGACACCCUACGAUUGGAUCGAAUUCGCGCAGGAAUUUAUGACCACCUUCUUCAUCAAUCCUUCCUCAGAAGCAUCUUCUAUAUAAAUCAAUAAUUUUGCAUGCAUAACAAGCAUGCAUGGCCAAGAUACUACAUAUUGACCUCCAAGUUAAUCAAGAUUAACUAUCGGAAAAAAAAAAGUUCAGUUCUAGAAGAGGAUGAUGGAUUUCCUCUAAGGAGUACGAGACGCAACGUGGCUUGCGUGUCAGGCUGGAGAGGCAAGAGCGGGAAAGGAGGAUAAAGACAGGCGAAGAAAGCGACGACGAGACCGUUCCGGAGGAUGAGCUAGUGUACAAGAAGAAGAUGGACACCUUGGCGCAUGCUGAGCAUCUCAAAUCAAGGAUUGUGGAAGUCCAGAACUACUUUUCCGAUGUGGCGCAUGCGUUGAUGCAAUGCCAUUCGCAUAUAAGUACUCACACUGAAUACUGUUUAUUAUCGUUAUUUUUUAUGCAGUAGAGUAGAUCGGUAGAAGGUGAUACUUGUCUUACCUGUGUCAUCGGUUUCGAUGUUGUGAUACCUCAAAUUUUCGCCAUACUGUUAUUAUUUUUUAUGCCGAUAUCGUUUUUAGCUAAAAUGUCACCUACAGAGGCGCCGUCGUAUUGCUGCUAUCACCCAUUCUUGGUGUAGAGCGAUCGUGCUGUUCAAGAAGAAAAAGAGAGCCAGACGAUUCCUGAGAUGAAUUCCCUAUUCCUCUAACCCAAGCACCAGUGCUGCUUUAUCUACAAUUCCCUACACCUCUACUAACUUAAUCUUCAUCUACCAUUCUGUACACAACUAUGAAACCAAAAUCUGUCAUCAUUAUCGUACUUUUCUACUUAAGAAACUUGAUAAUGAUAACAGAUUUUCGUUUCAUAACAACCACAUUACAACUGAUACACAUCAGCCGACAACCCGUCGAACAGUGAGACCCAUUCUAUCCACAAUCACAUUACAACAUACACAUCAGCCGACAACCCGUCGAACAGUGAGACGUUCGUUGCUGUGAUGCGGUUUGUACCGAAGAACUCGCGUGAUGCAGUGGAGAGGCUGACUGAGAAGAAUGCUGAAUUGACAAAGCAGAUUCAGGUUAAGGCUACCGCUGAAGCAUCCUCAACGUCAUCCUUGGCUCCUUUUCUACUUGAAAAAGGCACGAAGGAUGCUGCCAAGGAUGCCCAUGCGGUAGCUCUAAUCAGGAGUACGAUGCGAAGCUCGAGGAAAUAUCCGAGUACAACGAGAAGCGACAGAAUACCCUUCUGGGCAAGCAUCAAACAGCCUUUGAGGAUAGGAAACAAUCAAGACUGAUAAGAAAUGUCUUUUCGGCGAUGAGGUACUAUUUUGGAGUUUGUUGCCUGAGCAGAUGAAGAUUACAAUAAGUACGUUGAUGUCCUAGUUACAUCCUUUUCCUGACUUCUGUAUGCAGGGGCAGAUUGUCAUGCUUACUUCUUUUACAUCUUGAUGACUGGUGGAUCUUCACAAUGAUAUUCCUUACAAUUAUUUCACAACGACCUAUAUCGUAUAGCCAGUCUAGAAGGUGUACGUAUAAAUCGCAACCUCCUUUAUUUCCUCCAACCAAAAAAACUAAGUCCAGGUGCGACCUGCAGACAGAGUGGAUCACUAGACAUCGUAUUGAGGUUGCUCACCUUCGAAAGGAGACUAAGGAGCAAAAGAAGACGAUUAAGCAUCUCAACGACGAAUUGGAUUCGGCAACGAAGCUCUUGGAGACCUUCAAGGCGAAGCAUGAGAGACAGGUGAGGAAUUUUUCAUAUACUCGGUUACAACCUUAUAUUAUAUCUACAAUCAUCUAGAUCUGGGUUACAACCUUAUAUUAUUUGACUGCUUAAUUAGUUUUAGCAGUUAAGUAGCAGGAUACUUUAGGAUACUUGUUGAUAGUUACCCUUUAUUUCUCUUUUAUAUCUUCCUCUGGUCUGUCUUUUUUCUAGUUAGGUAGUUUGUUAGGUCCACCACGAACAUAUACUGAACCAAGUUGAGAACAAUCUUUUGAUUGUGUUCCUUACAACAACCUCAGCACAACUCUAAGUACAACAACUUUUAAAUACAUGUCCUCUCCCAACAAGAACCUCGGACGAAGCAACAUGCACCCCACCGCCCUUUCUCUGCUCCCCUACAAGUGCUCACCGCUGACGACAGGUAAAAGUAGCCGCUGAACAGCUUGCCAAGUUAACGCAAAUGGAGGAAACGCUUGACCAGUUAACGUCCAAGAUCCGCAUGCUGGAGCAGGAGAAGCGCAAUUUGGAGAUCUCCCUGAAGGACGAAAUUUCCCGAAGAAAGGAUGCAGAAUACGGAUUAGAAAGAGCCCAAGAAGAUCUAGCCAGAAAAGCCGAAGAGCUAGCGGAAGUCACCCAAGCAUACGAAGAAACACACGCAAGAGCAGAGCAACUUUUAUGUUCUUGGCAGACUAGAUUUGGAGUGACUAAGUAUAGAAACAAAUAGAUCACAAGAAGGAGAUCAUCCGCGUCUUGUUCCCAUGAUCGGUCUUCUUUAUUCGAUCUUUUCGAGGUCGAUGUGGACGUGGUCUUAAAACUACCGCUAUUGAAGCGCAUCCACUCAUUUUUGCUAUUUUUCCAAGGAAGUUCCUGCAAAGAUGAAUCUGAAGUUCCUCUAACCCCUGGGAAGGACCUGGACAAUACCAAGCUCGCAUUAGUCCAGGAGCAAGAGCAACGCGAGUUGGAGCGACGCGACAGCGAGAAAUUCAAAAAACAAAUGGUCACAAAGAUCAAGCAACUGGAAAAAGACUAUGCCGAACUGGAAGCCGACAUGACCGAAAAGGUCUCCACAUUGACAUCGCAAGUGACGCAUUUGAUUAAGGCUGUACCUAAUACAUCUUUGGACGCUGCAUCCUUGAUGAAACGUAUGGACAAGGAGUAUCUACCCUAAGGGAAUGAUACUCUCCUCCAACCAUACUUAUUGUUCUCAACGAUCAUGCACUUGAAAGAUGAAUUACGGACAGCUCAUCUAAUUUGACCGGAGAAAACGCGCAUCUGACAGCUCGUGUCGCACAUUUGGAGUGGGAAGUGGAGGACACGAUAAGGCAGUGGAAGGAAAACGUGGCGCAGGUCAAUUAAGGAUCAUACUUCUGCUUUCUUAUUCUUAGUUAGAAGUCUUGUAACAAUUCAUUGGAUUCAGUCGUGUUCAUCUUUCUUAGGUAGAAGUCUUGUAACAAUUCCAAGGAUUCAGUCGUGCUCAUCUUUCUUAGGUAGAAGUCUUGUAACAAUUCAUUGGAUUCAGUCGUGUUCUUGGAUUCAGAAUUGGUGAAGAGAUGAAUUACUGCUGUCAUGAGCUCAUCUAAGUUAAGAGGGAAGCAGCAGAGGAGCUCGACAGAAGAAGCAAGGAGAUCUAUGCCGCAUUCGCGCAGGAAAGGGAGACGCAUAUGAGAAGACUCAAAAUCCAAAACUACGAGUUAUCCAAACGCGACCUAUAUUGCGGAGAGGCAAUGGAUUUGAAUCCUCUGCCAGUGCCAGAGCUGUUUUCUGGAGGCAUACCAGAAGGAGAUGAAAAUUUAUGUCACUUGGAAGUGGGACGUUCUUGGAUUCAUUUCUCUUCUUUUCCGGAAAAUCAGCUUGAAGUAAGUUGAAGUUCUUUUAUUAUACCGUAUAAUGAUAGAAUAAUUUAUAGAACGGAUGUAGGAUGGACUUGGAUGGAUCGGAUGGACCCCCCUAAAUCUUCCGGUCCUCCUUGAAAUGGUGGGAAGUCCAUCCGAUCCAUCCCGUCCUGGAUCUGGCACCCCUAUAAAUUAUUCUAUAAUUAUAAGUAUGUUGAAAUGCAAGUUGGUUCUUUGCUCGUGGAGUUUUGCCCACAGGGCGCAUUCAGCUUAUCUCAUUCCUCUAGUCCCAUGUCUAACUUCCGCCGCUACCUCUCCAGACGGCGUCGCGUAUAUCGGUCCCGGCGGCACCGGACUUUGCCGGCAGUGUAAAAGGGCAGUAGUUUUCUCAGAGGAGAAGGGGAAGCACACAAUGGACUUAUUUAAAAGUCCGGAAGAGAAACCCAAAAUUUAUGGGAGGUUCUUGGAUUUGAUUUUUUCGGUGGAUUUGAUUUUUUCUUUGAGAGUGAGAUUGAGAGAAUCAAUCGAGGAUAAGCAGAAAGGCAAAGUCAAGCUCAAGAAGGAUACUGACAACCUCUCUCAUCCUUUUUCUCCUCUCUCUCUCUCUCUCUCUAGAAAUCCGUACGAAGCCACACUAUCGACCUCUAACACCGAAAAAGUCCCGGACGGCGGUUGCCAAUGUCUAGGAGUCCUAGUCCUGCGAAGAGUCCGCCUAAGCUGGCGAGCGCGUCAAAAUCACCAGGAGCGCGAAAUAGGUCUUUGAGUCGUGAUCCAAGUUCAGCUGCGAUAAGGGCGCAAACCGAAGCGUUCAGGACCAGACCUAGCUUACAUAAAAGCUGAUAAAAGCUGUCGUGUAGAAAGCUUAAGACAGAUAAUCUUUUGAAGAUGAAGUGUAGAAAGCUUAAAGCUGAAGUGUAGACACAGCUCGACAACAGAGGAAGUGUAGAGAACCUACAACGUACUACUGCUGGAAAUGAAAACUUCUACUAGUACCAGUCUAACAAACUAUAAUUAAUACUCUUGUAGUUACAGUCUUAUACAUCGGGCUCUUAUACAGAAAUUGAAGCAUACAACUCUGUCUCUUACUCACAUACGACAAAAUUUGGAAAAUAGGAAUCAUACACUCUCUUGGAAUUCGUAUGGGUGAUAGACUACUAGACACAAUGUGAAUCACUCAUGUACAUAAUCUUAGCCAUAUUCUGUAGAAAAACUCAAUCUAAAACUCUCUUUUUCUUGCUCUUUUGUCAAAAAUGGUAAUUUGAAGCUUUUCGCUUCCCUUUUCAGUACUAUAUUGCACAGCUGCUUGCACAGAAUUUAAAUGAAUAGUUACGAACACGAACAGUAAUAUGUAGUUCUUCGAAUAGUAGAAGUUCUUCGUGAAAUUGACUUGCUGAAAUGCAAGGUCAGUCCGUGAUGAUAGAUGUUGUUCGUUUUGCUGAUCUGAUCUCUAUCAAAGCAGGUGUUGGAAAAAAAGAGAUGUGCAGUGAGGC